Colius striatus (speckled mousebird) is the source of this 7009-nucleotide messenger RNA. It is a transcript of the gene CBL, whose product is annotated as Cbl proto-oncogene. Gene Ontology annotation, biological process: negative regulation of epidermal growth factor-activated receptor activity; cell surface receptor signaling pathway. Gene Ontology annotation, molecular function: calcium ion binding; ubiquitin protein ligase activity; SH3 domain binding. The coding region runs from base 103 to 2811 and encodes 902 amino acids. Lineage: Eukaryota; Metazoa; Chordata; Aves; Coliiformes; Coliidae. The record is from RefSeq and is a predicted model, not a curated record. Gene Ontology annotation, cellular component: plasma membrane; membrane raft. The transcript has 16 exons.
GCGCCCUUACGCCCGGCUGCCCUGUGGGGCCGCGGCCCGGGGCUGGACGGGGGCGACGGGCCGGGCGCGCCCGCUGCCGCCCCCCGCCCCCGCGACGCCCUCAUGUCGGCGCCGCUGAAGAAGGGCCCUGGGGGGCUGAUCGGGCUCAUGAAGGACGCCUUCCAGCCGCACCACCACCACCUCGGCCCGCACCAGCCCGGCGCCGUGGACAAGAAGAUGGUGGAGAAGUGCUGGAAGCUCAUGGAUAAGGUAGUGCGUCUGUGUCAGAACCCAAAACUGGCACUGAAGAACAGCCCACCCUAUAUCCUAGAUCUGCUACCUGACACCUACCAGCAUCUACGAACCAUCUUGUCACGCUACGAGGGGAAAAUGGAGACCCUGGGAGAAAACGAGUAUUUCCGUGUGUUCAUGGAGAACUUGAUGAAGAAAACCAAGCAGACCAUCAGCCUUUUCAAGGAAGGGAAAGAGCGGAUGUACGAGGAGAACUCUCAGCCUAGGCGUAACCUGACAAAAUUAUCCCUGAUAUUCAGCCAUAUGCUGGCAGAACUCAAAGGUAUUUUCCCAAGCGGCCUUUUCCAGGGAGACACAUUCCGGAUCACCAAGGCAGAUGCUGCAGAAUUUUGGAGAAAGGCUUUUGGUGAAAAGACUAUUGUUCCUUGGAAGACCUUCCGUCAGGCGUUGCAUGAAGUGCAUCCAAUCAGUUCAGGGCUGGAGGCCAUGGCUCUGAAGUCAACGAUUGACUUGACGUGCAAUGACUACAUUUCAGUAUUCGAAUUUGAUAUCUUCACACGACUUUUUCAGCCAUGGUCCUCUUUGCUCAGGAACUGGAAUAGCCUAGCGGUGACUCAUCCCGGUUAUAUGGCAUUCCUAACGUAUGACGAGGUGAAAGCCCGGCUUCAGAAAUUCAUUCACAAACCUGGCAGUUAUAUUUUCCGGUUGAGUUGUACACGACUCGGUCAGUGGGCCAUUGGCUAUGUCACUGCAGACGGGAACAUUCUUCAGACAAUCCCUCACAACAAGCCUCUUUUUCAAGCACUGAUUGAUGGCUUCAGGGAAGGCUUUUAUUUAUUUCCCGAUGGCCGGAAUCAGAAUCCUGACUUGACUGGCUUGUGUGAGCCCACACCUCAGGACCACAUUAAAGUUACACAGGAACAAUAUGAAUUGUAUUGCGAGAUGGGCUCCACGUUUCAGCUGUGUAAAAUAUGUGCUGAAAACGACAAGGAUGUGAAGAUCGAACCAUGUGGCCAUCUGAUGUGCACAUCCUGUCUCACUGCGUGGCAGGAAUCAGAAGGCCAGGGCUGUCCUUUUUGCCGCUGUGAAAUCAAAGGCACGGAGCCAAUUGUAGUAGACCCCUUUGACCCCCGAGGAGGAGGAGGGCUACGGCAAGGAGCAGAAGGAACUCCCUCGCCCAGCUACGAUGACGAUGACGACGACAGAGCUGAUGAUUCCCUGUUCAUGAUGAAAGAACUCGCUGGUACCAAAGUCGAGCGUCCUCCUUCUCCCUUCUCAGUAGCUCCACAGGCCACCCUUCCUCCAGUGCCACCUCGACUGGAUCUUCUGCAGCAGAGAGUGUCCAAUCCACCUGGGGCUUCCAGUCCUGGAACCACUUCAAAGGCUGCACCUGGCACUCUUCACAAGGACAAACCUCUGCCGAUCCCACCCACGCUCAGAGACCUGCCGCCGCCGCCACCGCCAGACCGGCCGCAUUCUGUGGGGAGCGACGGUCGGCCUCAGAGGCGGCCCCUGCCCUGCACUCCAGGAGACUGUCCUUCCAGGGACAAGGCACCCCUGCCGCCCUCCAGCCGGCAGGCAGAGCUGUGGCCCUCCAGGCCCAUGCCCAAAGCCCCAUCUGUAGCUCUCAGCACUGGCGACCCUUGGGCUGGGAGAGAACUGUCGAACAGACACUCCCUUCCCUUUUCCCUGCCCUCUCAGAUGGACUCCAGGGCCGACAGCCAUCGACUUGGGAGCACGCUCAGCCUGGACAAUCCAGGGAGCUUGAACAGUGGUCCACCAACAACCUCAGAGUGCGAACACCCCAAAAUUAAACCCUCCUCGUCUGCCAAUGCGAUCUACUCCUUAGCUGCCAGACCACUGCCUGUACCAAAACUGCCUCCUGGGGAACAGUCAGAGAGUGAUGAAGACACUGAAUACAUGUCACCGUCCUCGCUGCCUGUGGUGCCUCCAGGUCCUGCUGUACAAAAACCAGAGAUCAAAACACCUUUGGAAAUGAUUCAGAGUUUACGAGUGUUGGACUGCGACCAGCAGACGGAUGGCUGUAUGUAUGAAGCAAUGUACAACAUUCACUCCCAAGCAGCAUCCUCUGUCUUUGAGACCAUCAGCACUUCUGAUGAAGGGGAUGUGGCAGCAGCCACUGCCAGCAACGGCCCUGAAGAGUCAGAGAAUGAAGAAGACGGCUACGAUAUCCCCAAGCCGCCCCUGCCGGUUGCCAUUGCUCGUCGCACACUGUCUGAUAUCUCCAACGCCACCUCUGCCUUCAGCCGAAUGUCUCUGGAAAAUGACCCUGUAACAGGUUUUUCAGAUGGCUCCCAAGUUCCAGAAAGGCCGCCGAAGCCGCUGCCACGGAGAAUAAACUCUGAGCGGAAAGCAGGGAACUGCCAGGCAGGUGGGGCCAGCAGUGGGCCCAGCACAUCCCUGCAGCUCUCCAGCGAGAUCGAGAACCUCAUGAGCCAAGGCUACUCAUAUCAGGACAUUCAGAAAGCACUGGUCAUUGCACAUAACAAUAUUGAAAUGGCCAAGAAUAUUCUGCGGGAGUUUGUGUCCAUCUCCUCCCCUGCGCACGUGGCCACAUAGCACAUUGCCUCCACACCUUCGGCUUGUGUGGACCAACUGCCUGGGCAGCCGUGGCUCAGCUACGCACCAAAGGGGACGGGGUUCCUUUAGAGACUUCGUGCUGAGGUCAGUCCUGCCUCUCGAGAGAAUCGGUUGUGUCAGGUUUUUUUGUGGUUCCAGAUUUCAAACCAGUGGGAUGAAAUGGAGCAGAAUGGUGUUUUAUACAGUGUAUGUCUUGGAGUCCUUUUACCCCUACCUCUUGUUUGAGAGAACAGAUUUAUUCCCAGGGCGUCGGUAGAGAAAGGUCUCACGACAAGGGAUCCCCGAGCUGAUGCCCUGGAGGCUGGGGGGAGAGUGCUUUGUGCUGUGAAUUCUAAGUGAGUGCUCUGAGAAACAAAGUCUCGAGGUCAGUGUGGUGUGUCCUGUGGUUCAUGGUACUAGAUUUGGAUCCGUUUGCUGCUGUGUGUCUGGCUCAGGCUUUUUAGAGCAACUUGGAGGUCACUUUCUGCUGGGAAUAAAUAGGAAACCUUGGAAGAAUCUUUGGAUUGCUUCCUGUUUGCCAUGGUGUUUCCCUCUUUCCUGUAAUAGCAUUGGUUAAGUUUCAAGUCCUCCCUUUUUGCCCAGAGGCAGUGGGACUAGCUUCUGUCAGGAGUUUAGAGCUCCACGGUGCUGGGAGCUGGAUUUCUCUCCUCCAUGUCCUCCGUGGGCAGCACUGGCAGCGCCGGACUCCAGGCAGCCAGACAGACAAACUGAAAGUUUGGCGUGUUUUUGAGGGGUGGGGGAGAGGGGGAAGAAUUUGAGCUGGAGCAAAGAACUGGCUGCUGCUUCUCCUUUUAUAGCCUUGAGCAUUUUUAUGCUUCAAUGCUCGGACUCGGCUGUGGCCCUACCGGGAUCGAGCAGCCGUUGCUGAACACUCCCCUGUGCUCUUUCUCUGGGAAGGUUACACCUGGUAAAUAUGGUGUUUUAUUUAUCUCAAUUGCAUGGUGGCUGUUGCAGUCUAGUGGCCUUCGCACACAUUCCAUCCUCUCCUUGGGAGAGCUUUCCUAAGAGCCAGCUGUCUUUGUGCCAGGCUGUUUUGUGGAAUCAGUAGAUGCAGCUGAUAUAGUUGUUGGUAUCUUACUUGCUUUGCAGUAAAAGAGACGCAGCAGUUCUCUGCAUGACUAUCAAAACAAAAUUGACUUGCAUACUCAGCUACUUAAACUCUGUGGAUGCGUUCUGCUGGGCGAGAAGUUUAUGGUUCCUUGCGAGAGGAUUUCAGUCGAGCAGGAGGACGCAGGUCCUGGCCUGACAGAUGGACAAGUGCUCUGUGUACAGUUGGAGGCUGUUAGCCCUUGGCUAGCACUGCUUGCACCUCUGGGCAGUGGCAGUCACUAAGAAAAGGGUUGGCAUUAGCUGCCAAAUAGUUCUUGUUGGAGUGGUUAUGGCGGAUGCAGUUUAGCCUUUUAAAGAAUCUAAAUAGCUGGGCCCAGAUCUGAAAGAAGCAGAGAGGACUUAACAAGCAAUGGGAACUAAGCAUGAAAGGUUUGUUUUGUGUAGGAUGUAGGUCUCUCUCUAGAGCUACAGCUUUUAUACUACAGUUGAUGCAGUGGGAUCCAGGCAGUUGAGAAGCAUGAACUGUCUCUCUUUACUCCUCUCCUUUCUGUAGUAAAGCAAAUGUUUUCUGAAGCCAUAAGGGGAGCUCCUGCAACACUUACAGACUGUCACCACUGUUGCUUUUUUGAGGCCAGGGCUGUAACUUGCAAAUGCAGCAUGCUGAUGAGCUUGAUGUCAGUGGACACAGUGUUCUGCAGGAGACAGAGCAGGGGCUGGCCUCGGGGAAGGUGCUGUGUUGCAGACAAGGUGACAUCAGUGCACUGAGGGAAGAAGAGCUGUUCUUUUUCCUCUUUAGGUGUGUGCACCAGCCAAUGCUCCCGUCUACCAGUCCUGCUGGUUCUGUGUGAGGUGCUCUGCCAGUUAUGUCUGGCAGCUUCAGUCAUUGUGGUUGGGCAGCUUCUUGAGAGCAAACCCAGUGCUGCUGCUUCCGAGGCAGCUCUACUUGUUCUCCCAGUAGAUCUGAGCUCAUGAGCCUGAGCAGCUAUUUCCUGGCUUUAUCUUGGGAAAAAAAGGUGGCCACCCUUUUCUGAGGGAGCUCUGUGGUCUUAGUUGCCUGCUUUUUGUUUUCUCCCCAUUGCUGCUGCUUGCUCUGGGUUUUUAUGUGUCUGACUUGCCCUGUAAACUCGGUGCAAGUGUGUUCCAACGUGGCGUGUGACUCUUGCCACUGCCAAGUCCAGAGAGCUAGAAGGCCUUAACGCUUGUCUCGCACGACCUGUGUGAUCAGAGUAGUGAUGCCCUGUUGUGUACCAGCCUUUCAUUACAGGCUUAUUGUAAUGUUAAUUGAAUCAUGCCUAGCAGAGCUGUUGCAGGUCUGUCUUUGGGGGUUAUGUGCCAAGAGAUGUCCCUAUGGGUAUUGUUCCAGGUGUUAGAGAUUAGAGAGCGAUUGUUGUGGCAUGUAUCACUAAUUUUUCUGCAUGUGUCCUUUUCUGUGCACUGUUUGUGUCAAACCAAUUUAAGAAACGUUAAGUCUUGGCUUUUCUUCCUUAGCCACGUAGGCAUUUACUAGUACCACUGAGGCGUGGUGGAGUCCUGACCGUGUCUUACGGCUCUGCUCUGUGAAGUCCACCCAGACACUCAGCAGUGUACUUUUCUUGUUGUUCUUUCACAAGAGUAAGCCUGAAAUUGAUUUAUCUUUUUUUUUUCCCUUCACCACCUUGAUCUUUAUUCUGAAGUUAACUAUAUGACGCUACUUUAACAAGGAAAAAAACAAACCCCAGAUGUCUAGUGCCUUUCUUAAGGGAGUGCUGAAUCGCUAGGCUGUAGCUGAGUAUCCACCCCUUGGGGGAAAAUGAGGAGCUGUAAAGAUGUCUUUGAGCAUGAAAAUGGUAAGAAAGAUGGGCAAUUGUCACUUCAACACUGCUGCUGUGGUUUGUAGCAUUUCAACCCCGGAGCUUCCCUGCUUUACCUGUUACUAACAGCGACUUGUCUGGAGUGAUGCUGUACUAAGCUUGGUGUGAAGACAGUAAAACGGUAGGACAAAGAUUGGCCUUGUUUAUAACAAAAUAUGAGUUCUGCUCAUAAAAAAUACUGGUGUUUCUUAACCCACCACCCCCCCUGCUCCCCACCAUCAAGCCUGGCCACAAAGCCAGCAGAGCCCACGUGUACAGGAGGAGCGGGGCGCCCAGCACGUGAGAGCAGCGUGUAUCCGCACAGAGAGCUGCGGGCAGCAGGCGAGAGACAUCUGCUCCGGCUGGCUUGGAGCGUGCCCUGCCCUCUGGGCUGAGGGGAACGGAUCUAGAGCAGAUCCUGAACCUUUCCCAUGGAUGAGGGGGAACAGGUGCAGAAUGGAUCCAGAAAGUUCCCCACGGCUGAAGGUAAGGCCAAAGCUGGGCUGUGGCAGCGCGUGUCCUGCCACCGCCCAUGUCUGUCUGUCUCUGCAGGGACAGCAGUUUGGGGCACAGGGAGUCUCUGCCAGCCCCCCUGCUUUGCCUCAGCAGAGCUUCAGCGCGUGCCCUUGGCUGAGCCUUUACCCUGGGGGAGCUAGAUGGGCUCGGGCUACGGCACCUUGCUUCCUGCGCUAGACUGAUCCCAUUACUGUAGCUAAGCCCAAGGCAGGGUCAGUACUGUAAACGGUUUUGUUUUCAGUUGAGCAAGAAAAAAUGCAACUCCCAGAGCACUUUCUUAUGGGUGCCACUUCUUUAAAAAUUAGUGAGGACUAAGGACACUUGUUUUUAAAGAUCCUACUAGAAAACCUUUUCUGAAAUUCCCAGUGGGCAAGAGCAGUUGCUCUUCCUGCCGAAUGACAACCACCAAUUUGUAUGAUGUCAGUGUUAAAGAUGUGGAGAUUUUCACAAGAUAUUUUUUAAAAGUAUAAUAGUGUCAUUAAUAUAAAAAUAUAAUAGCAGUAUUUAAUCCUUUCAGAUCUGUAAAGAAUAAAGGAAAACAGAAGGUAAAUAUUCUUACAGAGAGUAGCUGAGCUUUAAGGUUCACUUGGUUUAAAGUCCUCAUUUUGUUUGCAGAUGCAUUGUUAAUGUUUAGAGGUUAUACUAAUGUUAUUUAUUAAUUGUUUUCAUUCUCGUAUGCUGCCCACUAAGAGCUUCUUUGUUUGGGAUUUCAUUCACCUGUGUCAGUAAAAACAAAACAAAACAAAGUUUUAUUUUUCAAUAAAAUUUCCUUUGUUGUAGCA